AUGGCCUUUGCUGUGUCCCAAAAGUUCACGCGAAGGUCUCAAACGGCCUUCUCCUUUUCCAAGGGAAUUGAACGGAACACCACCAGGCUUGCUACAUACAACACGCUUGCUACAAUUCAAGGAUACGAAUACGAUCUGGAAUUACUUUCUGCCCGCAUUCAUACCUCUGACGAAGAAGUCAAUUCGGCCACCGUGUUCAGCGAUUCGGAGGUCGAGAUGUCCGAAGUGGACUCUUCUGUGCAGAGUGUCGAACAGGAGUCGAUGGAGGAGAUCGAUCACAACUCAGCAGAGGAAUCCGAGCUAUGUGCUAUUCAAGAAGAGCCUGUUGAAGACUCGGGAGAGGAGCAUGCCCACAGAGUCGACAUUGAACACCCCGACCACUCGGCGGACUGCGGUUGCAGCUCGGACGAGGACGAGAAAGAUCGGAUCUGUUACAUACAACGAGAGAUGAGCCUAGAUGAAGCGUUGAGACUCGCCAAUUCUACGCCCAUCUUCCGGCCGGCGAAGUGCCACCUUUCCUGGAGCUGUGCUUGUGCAAGAUGCAAGCAGCAGCGGGCGCAGAAGCUCAUACAGCACGUAACUGGGAAGCUUGCGGGGACGGCGUGUCGACUGAAUCAGGGAGCCAGACCGGAUGCCGAGUUGAAGCAGGAACAAGAUAAGCGAAAACAACAGGCAUGCCGGGAAACACGCGAACCAUUGCUUCGCAGACAUUCACUCCAGAAAGAACAAUAUAGCAAAGUGCAGUCAACGGGAAAACUUGCAACAAUGAAUAGGCUGGACAGGUUCUUCUUGGGUCCAACGCAACAGGUUUCUCAGAGCAAAACGAGUACCAGGAAACACCUGCAUAAGGACAUCCCGCGACGUGCAGAUACCCAUCGACGCCAGUUCUCGAUGGAUGAACUGGAAGUCAUCGAGUUGCUGACUGACUUGGCAACUGUGCAUCGAAAGGCCCAGCCGAGCUGA
Molecule: messenger RNA, 963 nt
Organism: Dacryopinax primogenitus
Lineage: Eukaryota; Fungi; Basidiomycota; Dacrymycetes; Dacrymycetales; Dacrymycetaceae
Exons: 2
Coding region: 1-963 (320 amino acids)
Source: RefSeq, a predicted model, not a curated record